Molecule: messenger RNA, 3056 nt
Organism: Anoplopoma fimbria (sablefish)
Lineage: Eukaryota; Metazoa; Chordata; Actinopteri; Perciformes; Anoplopomatidae
Gene: armc3
Product: armadillo repeat containing 3
Exons: 18
Coding region: 68-2518 (816 amino acids)
Molecular function (GO): protein binding
Source: RefSeq, a predicted model, not a curated record
GUUGCACACUGGUGCUUCUGGUCAUGGUGAUCCUGCAGUUUUGACUUGUCCUUGGAGAAGUGACAGAAUGGGAAAGAAGGUGAAGAAGGAGAGCGAGACUCCAUGCAAGGAAACGUUUGAGCCACUACCCUUUGAGGGCAAAACUCCAGCAACAGUAGUGCUGCUGCUGAGUUCCCCAGAGGAGGACAUCCUAGUCAAAGCCUGUGAAGCAAUACACUUAUUUGCAGAAAAAGGAGAUGAGAACAAGGCUUGUCUGCUGGGACUGGGGGCAUUGGAGCCUCUCUGUCAGCUCAUCACUCACAUCAACAAGCUGGUCAGACGCAACGCCUUCAUGGCCUUGGGCAGCAUGGCCAACAACGGUGAUGUAAGGAUUGCUCUGAAAAAAAUAGAUGUCAUUCCAUCAAUCAUUGACAAACUGUCACUUGAAGAGGAUAUAGUUGUCCAUGAGUUUGCAACACUGUGCCUGGCCUCUCUGUCAGUGGAUUUCGUCUGUAAGGUCCAGAUCUUUGACAACAAGGGCCUGCCACCUCUAAUCCAGCUCCUAUCCAGUCCAGACCCUGAUGUCAGGAAGAACUCACUAGAGAUCAUCUUUAACCUGGUUCAGGACCACCAAAGUCGUCUGGCAGUACAUGAGUUGGGAGGGAUCCCUCCACUUCUGGAACUGUUGAAGUCCGACUUCCCUGUCAUUCAGCAUUUGGCUUUAAGGACACUGCAGAAUGUCACCAUUGAUAAAGAUACAUGCAACACCUUCAGAGAAGAGCAAGGAUUUGAGAAGCUCAUGGAUAUCCUCAAAAACAUGGAAUUCAGAGACCUUCAUGCUGAGGCCUUACAGGUAGUUGCUAACUGUGUGAGUGACAGUGAGAGUUUACAGCUGAUCCACAAGGUUGGAGGAUUGACCAGGCUGAUGGAGUUUGUUCUCACCCCUAAUACGCCUGAAAUCCAGUCCAAGGCUGUUAAAUGCAUCGCCAGGGUUGCUGAGAGCUCUGAGAAUCGCAAACUGCUGCAUGAGCAGAGUGUGGAGAAAGUUCUUGUAGAACUUCUGUCCGUGGCGGACAUCAGCGUGAAAACAGCUACCUGCCAGGCUAUGUCCGUCAUGAGCUUCCACCUAGCCAGCAAAGACAGCUUCAGAGACCUGGGUGGUAUCCCUGCAGUUGUACGGUUGCUGAGCAACGACAGUUUGGUGCUUAGAGAGGCAGCAACCCAGGCCCUCUCCAACCUCACAAAUAGCAACCAGCUCAACGCAUUUGCAGUGUACAAUGCAGAAGGCCAUGAAAUCCUUGUCCAGCAGCUGUAUGGAACCUGUCCCAGGACGGUGGGAAAUUCUGCUGCCACACUUGGCAACAUGGCAGGACAGGAGGUCAUCCGCUGCAGUGUCUUAUCACAUGGAGCCAUACAAGCUCUGGUGGAGCUCUUGAAGUCAACAGAUACCGAGGUCCUGGUCAACACCACGCUGUGCCUGGCAGUGUUGGCCUGCGAAUCAGAAGCUAGGGCAGAGCUACUAAGCGCAAGUGGCCUUCAACCACUUGUCAAUUUGCUGCACACCUAUCAAAAGGAGGUGUUGCAGAAUGCAUGCUGGGCUAUCAAUGUCUGUGCCACUGAUGUGCCCGUCGCUGUGGAGAUCUGCAAAUUUGGUGCCUUGGAAUUGCUUCAGCAAAUCAACCAAUCAGUGAAUCGAAAAAGCAGUUUCAGCAGAUUGGCCAUGAUCAGCCUGCUUAAUUCCAACUUGUCUGUCAAAUACAGCCUGACCGGUAAUUUGGCCUCCACUGACCUCAUUAGUGAUGGCUUCUAUGACGCCGGGAAGGUCCCUGCAGGUCAGAGGAUUCUGACUUUAGAGGAACUGUCCAAGCAGCCUGUCAACGAGCAACGGCCCAUCAUUGUUGUCAAUACAGCAACAGAAGAGACUGUGGAUGCACCAGAAGGGAGGCACAGCAACCCAUCAGAAACAGACACCAGCAGCAAGAGAGACCGCAGAACACCAAGGAAGAAGAAAGAGGAUGACAAACAGAAAGAUGAGACCCAGCCUGAGUCUCAUACAGAGAAACCGUGGAAGAUGAUGGAAGACGUCUCUUUGCAGGUUCUACUUAAAGAGGCCAAAGAAUCCAUUUUCUCACUAAGUGAUGAACGAGAGCAGUGUGCUGCCUUGGCCGGGCUGGUGAGUGAAGCCAUGGGCGGAGCUGUGGAGAUGGAAAAGUUGCAUGAAUUCCCAUGGUUGCUACACCUCAGCGAGCUCAAGUUUCUGCUUCAGUCUAAUGUUGUUCCCAUCGGUCUGAUCAACAGGGGAAUCUACUGCCAUAGGGCACUUCUCUUCAAGUGUCUGGCUGAUUGCAUCGGGAUGAGCUGCACACUCGUCAGGGGCGAGUACAAUCGGGCCUGGAACGAGGUACUCCUCUUCGAUGGGAAUCCCUCCAGGAAUGAGCGCUCUUCAAAGCCCUGCCGCUACAUAGUUGACCUCAUGCACCAGCCUGGAAGCCUGCUGACAGACAGUUCUCCUGCUGCUGUGCAAUACCAGACCAUAUAGAUUUUGGACUUCAGGGAGAUUAGCUGGUGCCAUUGGUAUCAGCUAAUGGGGAUCAUUUUAAAGAAAUAAAUAUAGACCAACACUGCAAUGUAGAAAUACUGUUAUACCUAAUGCUGUGACCAGACAUUUUACUGAGACGCAUUAUAGAUAUUGAUUUGUAUAUGUAUUUGCUGUAUGGGAGACCAUACAUAGAGUAACAUUCAAAUUGUCUGUUGAUUAUUUUGGUGAGUCCACAAACCAAAAGGAAAAAUGCAUUUUAUCUUCCUCUCAGCUAAACACAAUGGUUUGACCUGGUUCUUUGCCCCAGAGGGUUCACAAUGUUGUAACUGGGUGGGGUCAGACAGCGCCUCGGUGCUGCACCAUAGUUAAUUAAUGUUUGGGCCUCAACUGAGGUCAGAUAAUUGGAAGGAAAAUAUAUUUUUGUCAGGAGACAUACUACUAAGUAACAAAUAAAGUUCACUCGGAAAAAUGGGUCAGAUUUUUUGUUAGAGUUCCCAAUAUACCUUCUGGUUUACAAAGACCUCACUGCUCAAUACUA